AUGCCAAUGCUCAAAGAUCCCUCUACAAAAUAUAAGCCGUUCAAGCCGCUGGACCUGCCGAACCGCCAAUGGCCCAACAAGACCAUCGAACGUGCCCCGCGAUGGAUGGCCACCGAUCUGCGUGAUGGCAACCAAAGUCUCCCCGAUCCCAUGGACGGCGAACAAAAGCUCCGCUUCUUCAAGAUGCUCGUGGAGAUCGGCUAUAAAGAGAUCGAAGUCUCAUUUCCCUCCGCCUCCCAAGUCGACUUCGACUUCACCCGUCGCCUGGUUGAGGAGCCCGGUCUGACCCCUGACGAUGUCUGGCUCCAAGUCCUGGCUCCCUGUCGUGAGGAGCUCAUUCGCCGCACUGUCGAGUCCCUGCGAGGUGCCAAGAAGGCUAUUCUGCACAUUUACCUGGCUACUAGCCCAUGCUUCCGCCGUAUUAUCUUCAACAUGAACAAGGAGGAGAGUCUGAAAAGAGCUGUCGAGUGCGCCAGGUUCGCUCGCUCAAUCACCAAGGAUGAUCCCUCAAUGGCUGGCACGGAAUGGCAGUUCGAGUUCUCUCCCGAGACCUUCUCUGAUACCGAGCCCGAGUUUGCUGUGCAGGUUUGCGAGGCCGUCAAGGAAGCAUGGGGCCCGACUGUGGAGAACCCAAUCAUCUUCAACCUGCCCGCCACAGUUGAAAUGUCGACUCCUAACAUCUAUGCCGACCAAAUUGAAUAUUUCUGCACCAAAAUGACCGAACGUGAGAAGUUUGUUGUUUCUCUGCACCCCCACAAUGACCGUGGAUGUGCCGUGGCUGCCGCCGAGCUGGCUCAGAUGGCUGGUGCCCAGCGUGUUGAGGGAACCGUUCUCGGGGAUGGAGAGCGCACUGGAAAUGUCGAUCUUAUGAUUCUUGCCCUGAACCUAUACACACAAGGUGUCUCACCAAACGUCGACUACUCAGACAUUAACUCCGUCAUCAAGGUUGUUGAGGAGUGCACCAAGAUCCCCGUUCCCGAGCGCUGGCCCUACGCCGGUUCCCUGGUCACCAGUGCCUUCUCUGGUAGUCACCAAGAUGCUAUCAAGAAGGGCUUCACUCUGCGUGAAAAGGCCACAGCAGCUGGCGAGGACGAAUGGGUCAUUCCAUACCUGCCUCUGGAUCCCCAGGAUAUCGGACGAACCUACGAGAGUGUUAUCCGUGUCAACAGCCAAAGUGGAAAGGGUGGUGCGGCCUGGGUUAUUCUGCGCAGUCUGGAGCUGGAUCUCCCUCGUGCGCUGCAGGUCGAGUUCAGCAAGAUCGUGCAAACGGAAACCGAGAAGGCCAACCGGGAACUGCGCCCCGCCGAGAUUGUCACUCUCUUCGAGGAGGCUUACCACCUAAAGUCCAACCCUCGCUUCAAUCUUAUCGACUACAACAUUACCACCGACCGCUCGCAGUCCCCUGCUCCUCCUGAGCCCGGCAAGGCUCUGAACACCAAGAACCUGAAGCGUCGCUUCACUGGUAUCAUCGAAAUCGACAAUGUCCAACAUGCCAUCACCGGCGUGUCCAAUGGUGCUAUCUCAUCUCUUGCCGCCGCCCUUUCCACUCUGGGCAUUGACCUUGAUGUCGUUGACUACAAGGAGCACUCUAUCGGUACCGGUCGUGAGACCAAGGCCGCCACAUAUAUCCAGUGCACUGCCUCCGGCAGCAAGGCGCAAGUUUGGGGUGUGGGUCUGCACCAAGAUGUGGUCCAGGCUUCUCUGAUCGCGCUGCUCAGCGCCGCCAGCUCGUUCCUCGCCUCUACCUCCGGUUCCCCGGCUCCCUUCCGUCCCAUUCGCUCGAACACUCUCACCAACGAGGACCUCCAGGCUCUCGAGCAGCUGACACCUCAUGCGCCUGCUGCUAACGGUGGCCUGGGAAGUGCCAAGGUCAACAUUGAGCAGCUGACCAGGCAGGCGGAAGCCCAGUAA
Molecule: messenger RNA, 1911 nt
Organism: Penicillium waksmanii
Lineage: Eukaryota; Fungi; Ascomycota; Eurotiomycetes; Eurotiales; Aspergillaceae
Product: 2-isopropylmalate synthase
Exons: 4
Coding region: 1-1911 (636 amino acids)
Biological process (GO): L-leucine biosynthetic process
Cellular component (GO): mitochondrion
Molecular function (GO): 2-isopropylmalate synthase activity
Source: RefSeq, a predicted model, not a curated record